Messenger RNA from Pyrus x bretschneideri (Chinese white pear), 1488 nucleotides. Its product is annotated as B3 domain-containing transcription factor VRN1. The record is from RefSeq and is a predicted model, not a curated record. NCBI's taxonomy places the organism in Eukaryota, Viridiplantae, Streptophyta, Magnoliopsida, Rosales, Rosaceae. The transcript has 4 exons. Gene Ontology annotation, molecular function: DNA binding. Bases 307 to 1272 code for a protein of 321 amino acids.
GUCCUUCAUUUUUAUCUUUUCUUUCUUCUGAGAUUUCCAUUUCUGCACAAUGUGACUUUAGUACGCAUUGCAGAUUAAGGAAACCAGACUGCAUACACUCCUUCCAUAAUUUGUAAAAGAAAAACCAAGUUUACUGAUUCCAUCAAGAAAAUGACGUUGAGCUGCUGGCCGCUUUGAAUAAAUCAUUUACUUUCAACUACCAAUUACAUAAUUGCAGACCUCCUCUUGUAUACCUUUUCCUUGGUACUUCGUCAUCAGAUUCCAUCUAGUAGAUCCUGCACUUUGUUCAUAAGCUUUGGAGCACCUAUGGCUUUUCUACCCCGAGAAAUCGAUGACCGCCCGACAUUUCCCCCUGCCGUUCCUCAUUUCUUCAAGAUCAUUCUCAAUGACACUUCCAGAGACAAGAAAAUUAAAAUUCCACCGAAAUUUGUGACGAAAUACGGAGACAAUAUGUCAAAUCCAGUAUUUUUCAAGGUUCCAAGUGGCUUAGAAUGGAAAAUAGAACUUCGAAAAUGGGAUGGUGAGGUCUGGUUUGAGAAUGGUUGGCAGGAAUUCUCUAGUUUUUACUCUCUGGAUUACGGUCACUUGCUGGUUUUUGGGUAUGAAGGGAAUUCAAAAUUCAGGGUUCGGAUAUUAGAGAGAAGCUGCACAGAGAUAGACUAUCCACUACAAAAUACAGCGGAAAAAGCUGAUGAAGAUGAAAAAUCCAGUGAUGAUUCCCAUGAUACUUCCUAUCAUGAGUCUGGUGAUUAUUCGGAUGUUGGUUCUGUUGAAAUCGGGGAUAAUCAUACACCCUGCCCAAGAAAAACAAGGGAGAAAUCUCUACUGUCUUGUCCCCGACCUCGCAAGAAAAACAGACCAAGUUCACGUGGCAAAGCUAAUGUUCCAGCUGCAAGUGCAAAUGCCACAGCUCUUGAGAGAGCUAGUGGUUUCAAAUCUGAUCGACACCCUCCUCUCAAGGUUGUUAUGACACGCACAUAUUUAUAUCGAUGCUACUUGAGUUUGCCAUCCCAGUUUAUCAAGAAACACCUUAACCGGACUGUUGGUUAUGUCAUCCUUCGGGUUUCGGGUGGAAGAACUUGGCGUGUCAAAUUCGAACAAUACGACACCGGAAGAUGCAGGUUGCUGGGAGGUUGGAAGAAAUUUGUCCGAGAGAACAGUUUGGCAAUUGGCGAUGAGUGUGUCUUUACUGUGAUUAACACCACCAAACCUUUGUUUGAUGUUGUCAUUUCCCGGCAGCGGAUAGAAUGCUGCGACUUGCAACUUGAAUAACUGAAAGAGACGACUGAAUCUGAAUCUGAAUAUUGCACCAUGAGUGACUGCUACCAAGUUGAAUUGAGUAUUAAGAGCACAGGAAGAAGUGUCUGUAAAUUUAAUGAUGUGCAAACAUAAAUACCCCUAAGUUGCGUUUAUAUGUUGUGCCCUCCAUUGUUAUGACUCCUGAUCCCGUUCGAAAGAUCAAUCUAGAAUCUUAUAUGUUGUGUUUUA